Molecule: messenger RNA, 1169 nt
Organism: Vitis vinifera (wine grape)
Lineage: Eukaryota; Viridiplantae; Streptophyta; Magnoliopsida; Vitales; Vitaceae
Product: ethylene-responsive transcription factor LEP-like
Exons: 1
Coding region: 130-930 (266 amino acids)
Biological process (GO): regulation of DNA-templated transcription
Molecular function (GO): DNA binding; DNA-binding transcription factor activity
Source: RefSeq, a predicted model, not a curated record
UCUCCAUCUCCAUCUCUCUCAACAGAAAAUCUGCCUUUUCAACUAAGGAGAAAUUGAAAGACAGACAGAAAUCUAUCUCCACUGAACCGUUCAGCCGACCAAGCCUUGUCUAGCUAGGUACCUCUUAUCAUGGAUUUUAAUACCCAAAUAGCCAACUCAUCAUCUUCAUCCAAGAUUAAAAGGAAGAAUCAGCAGCAGCAGCAGCAACAACAACCAGGAACACCAGCAAAGUUUCUGGGUGUCCGAAGAAGGCCAUGGGGCAGAUAUGCUGCAGAGAUAAGGGACCCUUCAACCAAAGAGCGGCAUUGGCUUGGGACUUUCGACACAGCAGAGGAGGCAGCCUUAGCCUAUGACCGAGCUGCCCGUUCCAUGCGUGGUGUACGUGCUCGCACCAACUUUGUUUACUCAGACAUGCCACCUGGCUCUUCUGUCACCACUAUCAUCUCACCUGAUGAAUCACAGAAUGAUAUCUCAGCCCUCUUCAUUCCUCCACAACAAAACAACCCCACCAACCAACUCGUCUUUAGUCAGGACCCAGUUAAUGCAUGCCAGUUUCCAAGUGAAUUUUCAGGUGCAGGUGGAUGGGUUCCUGGAAGUGUCACUGGUGGGUUCCAACAGGCUGUCACAGGUGUUAUUGGUGGUAGUGGUGUGUCUUACCAGUUCAGUGGUGAAGACACGCAGCUCCCUCCUCUGCCUCCUGACAUUUCAACACCUUCUUUUGGUUCAGAUAUGGGUCAGGGGGUCUGGAAUGAAGCUAGUUUCCUUGGAUUCUCGGAGCAGACAACUGGGUUAGAUUUGGUGAGUGGUGGAUCAUGUUUUGGAAUGAUGGACUCAGGAGAGUUCGUGCAACACAAUCCACUAUUUGGGAGGAUCACUCCUUCAGCCAUUAACGAGUUUGAUUUGGGUUCAACAUCCUCUUAUUUCUUUUAAUAAAUUUUACUUAUCAAUGUUCAAGUUUUUGGUAGCCAGUGACUGGCUUGAGGAUGUAGGGUUAACUGUUGAUGAAUCAGUUUGCUUUCAAUAUCUGUAUGUUUUAACAUGCCUUGGGUUGGAGUGUAAGUGUACGGCAUUCCAUGAGACAUUUAGUGCUCUAUUGGAGUGUUUUUGAUUGUUAAAUCAUUUCCCUACAUUCACCGCUAUUUAAGUUACAAAGCAAUUAAGAUUUUUCU